This is a messenger RNA of Condylura cristata (star-nosed mole), 4281 nucleotides long. It is a transcript of the gene CSNK1A1, whose product is annotated as casein kinase 1, alpha 1. The record is from RefSeq and is a predicted model, not a curated record. Gene Ontology annotation, cellular component: nucleus; cytoplasm. The coding region runs from base 516 to 1577 and encodes 353 amino acids. NCBI's taxonomy places the organism in Eukaryota, Metazoa, Chordata, Mammalia, Eulipotyphla, Talpidae. Gene Ontology annotation, molecular function: ATP binding; protein serine/threonine kinase activity. Gene Ontology annotation, biological process: peptidyl-serine phosphorylation; signal transduction; negative regulation of canonical Wnt signaling pathway. The transcript is spliced from 11 exons.
UCCAGUCGCUGCCUAGCCUCCCGUGCGAGAGCCCGAGCUCUCUUCCCAGAGUUCCCUGCGCCGUGAAGAAGCGGCUCCCGGGGACUGGGGGCAUUUUGUGUGGGCUGGAGCCGGAGUAACAAGAUGGCGGCGUCGGCGGAGUGACAGGGGUCCCUCCGGGCGGGAGCCGGCGGCAGUGGUGGCAGCGGUAUCGCCGCCCUAACUCACCGCACCCCUUUCCAGCUCGCGACGUCGCUGCGAAAGCGAGGCGGCGGCGACCACCCAGAAACAAGUGGCCCAGCCUGGGAGCCGCGAGAAUCCCCUCAAAAGUCCGGCCUGGCAGAAAGAAGUCAGAUUGAGCGGCGGUGCUUGGGUGCUCCUGGGCGGAUUCUGGGCCUUGUCACGUCGAGAAGGAGCUAGCUUUCAGCUUCCUGCCUCCCUCCUCCGCUGUCUCGCUCCGUGGACCAGCCCUAGAGGCCGCGGUCUCCCCUUCGAGGAGUCGGGGCUUGGCCCCAGCCUCCAUCUUCGCUCUCAGGAUGGCGAGCAGCAGCGGCUCUAAGGCCGAAUUCAUUGUCGGAGGGAAAUAUAAACUAGUACGGAAGAUCGGGUCUGGCUCCUUCGGGGACAUUUAUUUGGCGAUCAACAUCACCAACGGCGAGGAAGUGGCAGUGAAACUAGAAUCUCAGAAGGCCAGGCAUCCCCAGUUGCUGUACGAGAGCAAACUCUAUAAGAUUCUUCAAGGUGGGGUUGGCAUCCCCCACAUACGGUGGUAUGGUCAGGAAAAAGACUACAAUGUGCUAGUCAUGGAUCUUCUUGGACCCAGCCUCGAAGACCUCUUCAAUUUCUGUUCAAGAAGGUUCACAAUGAAAACUGUACUUAUGUUAGCUGACCAGAUGAUCAGUAGAAUUGAAUAUGUGCAUACAAAGAAUUUUAUACACAGAGACAUUAAACCAGAUAACUUCCUAAUGGGUAUUGGGCGUCACUGUAAUAAGUGUUUAGAAUCUCCAGUGGGGAAGAGGAAAAGAAGCAUGACUGUUAGUACUUCUCAGGACCCAUCUUUCUCAGGAUUAAACCAGUUAUUCCUUAUUGACUUUGGUUUGGCCAAAAAGUACAGAGACAACAGGACAAGGCAACACAUACCAUACAGAGAAGAUAAAAAUCUCACUGGCACUGCCCGGUAUGCUAGCAUCAAUGCACAUCUUGGUAUUGAGCAGAGUCGCCGGGAUGACAUGGAAUCAUUAGGAUAUGUUUUGAUGUAUUUUAAUAGAACCAGCCUGCCGUGGCAAGGACUAAAGGCUGCCACAAAAAAACAAAAAUAUGAAAAGAUUAGUGAAAAGAAGAUGUCCACUCCUGUUGAAGUUUUAUGUAAGGGUUUUCCUGCAGAAUUCGCCAUGUACUUAAACUAUUGUCGUGGACUGCGCUUUGAGGAAGCCCCAGAUUACAUGUAUCUGAGGCAGCUAUUCCGCAUUCUUUUCAGGACCCUAAACCACCAAUAUGACUACACAUUCGAUUGGACAAUGUUAAAGCAGAAAGCAGCACAGCAGGCAGCCUCUUCAAGUGGGCAGGGUCAGCAGGCCCAAACCCCCACAGGUUUCUAAGCAUGAGUGAGGAACAGAAGAAGCAGAGCAGAUGAUCGGAGCAGCCUUUGUUUCUCCCCAAAUCUAGAAAUUUUAGUUCAUAUGUACACUAGCCAGUGGUUGUGGACAACCAUUUACUUGAUGUAAAGAACUUAUUUCAGUAUAAACUGGCUCUGGGCAGCAUUGGCGAUGCUGUGUCCUGAGUUGUAGCGCUGUAAUUGUGAAUAUUAACUGAGAUAGUGAAACAUGGUGUCCAGUUUUCUAUUGCAUUUUUUCAAGUGGAAAAGUUAACUAAAUGGUUGACACACAAAUUGGUGGAGAAAUUGUGCAUAUGCCAAUUUUUUGUUAAAACCUUUUAUUUUGAACUAUACUGCUUUGAGAUCUUAUUUCAGAAGAACGGCAUGAACAGUCUUCGGCCACAGUUGUGACGGUUGUAAAUGCUCACAAUUGUGCGUCUUAGGGUUUAUCCAUCCCUGGGGUUUGCAAGUUGUUCACUUAAAACAUUCUUUAAAUGGUUGGCUUCUUAUUUGUAAGCCAGCUGAUAUGGUAGCAACCAAAGAUUCCAGUGUUUGAGCAUAUGAAAGACUCUGCCUGCUUACCUGUGCUAGAAAUAACAGCAUCUAAAGUGAAGACUUAAGAAAAACUUAGCGACUACUAGAUUAUCCUUAGGACUCUGCAUUAACUCUAUAAUGUUCUUGGUAUUAAAAACAAAAGCAUAUUUGUCACAAAUUUAGUUAACAUCUUACAACUGAAUAUGUAUGUAUGUUGCUUAGAUAAAUGUAAUCACUGUAAACAUCUAUAUGAUCUGGGAUUUUGUUUUUAUUUUGAAAUGGGAACUUUUUUGUUUACAAGUUCAUUAAAAACUAAAAACUGUUUCUGUAAGGAAAUGAGAUUUUUUUUUAAACAACAAAAAUGCCUUGCUGACUCACUGAAAUCAAAAUUGCCCCAGUUUUUUAAUAGACUACUUCAAGCCAUUUGUUACAUAUGAUUCCUUUGCAAAUCAUUUUAGAUUUAGUGUUUUGACUUGUCCAUUUUUUAUUUAAAGAGUUGUGGUUUUUUGUUGUUGUUGUUGUUGUUGUUUUCAUCCUAAGGGGAAAGGCAUUCUGUGAUUUUUUUUUUAAUGACUUGUAGGUACAAUACCUGGAACUGCAGAUGCCAAGACUUGGUAUUGUAAUUCUUACCACUGCAGACUAACCGCUGGACUGAUUUUGAAUAAGAAUGAAAGCUUUAAAGGGUUUGACUAUAAAAUGAAGUUUUUCUUCAAAUUCCUAGUUAAUUGGCUUUGAACAUAUUUCCUUAUCCAGAGAACAUCACACCACUUGAGUUUUAAUUUGAGGGUGAACCCUCCCCACUUCACCCAUUUCUGUUCUAUAAUUUGUCAGAGCUUCCCCUCUCAAUUUUAAAUGCACCUUUUCUUUUUUUGAUCUAAGAGGAAGAUAAGCUUAUUGACAAUAAGUCCCCUGGAGUAGUAUAAUUUAUUCAUUUAUAACAUGUCAGGAUAAAUUUAAAAGAACCUCUGUCUGAAAAUGCUGCCGGAGCCUAUUGUGUAAAUGUAGGUAUUUUGUAAAAUAACCUUGAAACUGUAAAUUGACACGUUUGGUUCAGAUAGUGUCCAGUUUGAUUUUUUUUUUUUUAAUCUGAAGCCUACUUUAGCAAUAAUUAAUUCCAUGAUUACCACAAUCUGCCAUUAAAGGAUAUAUUCUCAUCCGUCAUACUGCAGAAAUCUUAAUGAGUAUGAAUAUUGGGGGUAGGCAGCUUCUUUGUUUCUUUUCUAUCCACUCAUGUCAGUUAAGGUAUUUGUUUCUUGACUAAUAAACCCUUUGAUACUUUUAGCCAGAAAUCAGUCUCAUAAAGCUAUUUUUGAGUAUAGUUUGUGUAAAAUAAAAACGUUUGGCUUUGGUAAUAACUUUUCCAAGCUGAACUCCCUCUAGCAAGAUAUUUUUCAGUGCUUUUAUUUACUAUGCACUUAGACUAUGCACUUUUUCUGAAAUAUUUUUGUAACACUUAACUUUUUUGUAUUUUUGCCAUUUGAAAAGGUUGUGGUGUAGUUGGUCUGUAAUUCAGUUGCAGAUUUAAAACUGUUAGCUUUGUAAAUCAAAAUAGGUGUUCUUGUCGUGUGGUAUAUCUUCAUCUGCAGCUGGAGCUGGAAUCCCAUUGAUCUUCUAGCUACCAUUCAUUUUCUUCACAGUUCACAAAAGAAGAAUGAAAUUGAGUGAAUGAUGUUACUAAUCCUGUCGGGAGAUGAAUCUCAUUCCACCAAAAUUAAAUUAUGUUUUUCCACUAAAAUGAUGACACAAGUUGAAGACAUCACUGAAAUUGGAAGACCUCACCACUUUAAGGCUCCACAGUGGCUUACUCAGCUGAACUCUAGGUUACUUAACUACUCUUUACUUUGUUCACCCAUUGGGGGGUGCAGUUUUUUUAAAUGUUGGGAGAUGGCCAUUCUAACUACUGUUGAAUGUCUGUUUUGGGAAGGUAUAUCAAGAAAAUAAAAAAGAAUAUAUAUGAAGGGAGAGACUGGUUAUCUCCUCCCAUAUGGUUGUGCUCAUGCUCUUAUGGCCUACAAAUGGGAUUUUUGGAGGUUUGCUUUUACUAAUACUAAGUUUUUUUCUGUGUCUACUAGUCCUUGCAGUUUUGUUAAAUGUUUCAAGCAGAGUAUAUGUAAACAAUUACAAACUUAAUUCCAUUGUAAUAAAAAGUCCCAAACAAGGAUUUUAUAACCCAC